This is a messenger RNA of Cyprinus carpio (common carp), 784 nucleotides long. RefSeq names its product ribosomal protein L13a (gene rpl13a). NCBI's taxonomy places the organism in Eukaryota, Metazoa, Chordata, Actinopteri, Cypriniformes, Cyprinidae. Gene Ontology annotation, cellular component: cytosolic large ribosomal subunit; ribosome. Gene Ontology annotation, molecular function: mRNA binding; structural constituent of ribosome. Gene Ontology annotation, biological process: translation; negative regulation of translation. The record is from RefSeq and is a predicted model, not a curated record.
UCAGAUUACAAACGUCCUCUAAGCACAGCGAGUCUGUCACGUCAUUUCCGAUGAUGUGUAAAGCCCCGCCCACGCCCCUGUCUUUUACAUCGGGCGGCCCCGCGUGUCUUUCUUUUCCCACAUCAUGGCGGACCGGUUCAAUAAGGUUCUGAUCCUUGAUGGCAGAGGCCAUCUACUCGGUCGCCUUGCCGCUAUUGUGGCCAAGCAAGUGCUGCUGGGCCACAAAAUUGUGGUGGUGAGGUGUGAGGGUAUCAACAUCUCUGGAAACUUCUACCGCAACAAACUGAAGUACUUGGCUUUCCUCCGCAAGAGAAUGAACACCAACCCUUCCCGUGGACCAUAUCACUUUAGAGCCCCCAGCAGAAUCUUCUGGAGGACAGUAAGAGGUAUGCUUCCACACAAAACCAAGAGGGGUCAGGCUGCUCUGGAGAGGCUGAAGGUGUUUGAUGGCAUCCCACCUCCAUAUGACAAGAGAAAGCGUAUGGUCGUCCCAGCUGCUCUCAAGAUUGUGCGUCUGAAGCCCACACGCAGAUUCGCCGUGCUUGGACGUUUGGCCCAUGAAGUUGGUUGGAAGUACCAGGCCAUCACCGCCACUCUGGAGGAGAAGAGAAAGGAGAAGGCCAAGCUGCGCUACACAAAGAAGAAAGUCGUGCUCAAGCUAACCAAGCAGGCAGAGAAGAAUGUUGAGAGCAAGAUCGCAAAAUAUACUGAAGUUCUUAAACAGUAUGGUGUCCUUGUUUGAGCUGUCCAUGCAGCCAGUCAAAAUAAAUGUUUAUAGAAACUA